This is a messenger RNA of Phyllostomus hastatus (greater spear-nosed bat), 2205 nucleotides long. RefSeq names its product NIPA magnesium transporter 2 (gene NIPA2). Gene Ontology annotation, cellular component: membrane. The record is from RefSeq and is a predicted model, not a curated record. Lineage: Eukaryota; Metazoa; Chordata; Mammalia; Chiroptera; Phyllostomidae. The transcript has 6 exons. Gene Ontology annotation, biological process: magnesium ion transport. Bases 331 to 1413 code for a protein of 360 amino acids. Gene Ontology annotation, molecular function: magnesium ion transmembrane transporter activity.
CUCUUGCGUCACUCGACCGCGCCCACGUUCUCCUCGCGGCAGUGCCUGCUACCGGUAGCCGCCUGGGCUGGAGGUUGUUCAGGGCAAGUUGCCCUCGAGGCUCCCCCAUGGAGGAGACGGCGCGUGCGGCUCCAGCCCCGGAUGCUUGCACCUCCCACUGGACGGCGACGGAGGCGCUGGCCGCGCGAGCGCAGGAGAAAUCGGCCUGCACGGCCUGUGGGAAGGUGUGAGUGGAGGUCUGCAGCCCGCCUCGUCUUGCCUCCUGCACGGCACGUCCCCGUCUCACUGUGACCGAUGUGAGUCGCAGGGACCUCUUGAGUCACGAACGAAAUGAGCCAGGGGCGUGGAAAAUAUGACUUCUAUAUCGGUCUGGGCUUGGCUAUGAGCUCCAGCGUUUUCAUUGGAGGGAGUUUCAUUUUGAAAAAAAAAGGUCUUCUGCGACUUGCCAGGAAAGGCUCCAUGCGAGCAGGUCAAGGCGGCCACGCAUACCUUAAGGAAUGGCUGUGGUGGGCUGGACUGCUCUCGAUGGGAGCCGGUGAGGUGGCCAACUUCGCUGCGUACGCCUUCGCGCCCGCCACCCUGGUGACUCCACUGGGUGCCCUCAGCGUCCUCGUAAGUGCCAUUCUCUCUUCAUACUUUCUGAACGAGAGGCUUAACCUUCAUGGGAAAAUCGGAUGUCUGCUGAGUAUCCUGGGAUCCACGGUUAUGGUCAUCCAUGCUCCGAAGGAAGAGGAGAUCGAGACGCUCGAUGAAAUGUCUCACAAGCUCGGGGACCCAGGUUUCAUGGUCUUCGCGACACUCGUGGUCAUCGUGUCCUUGAUCCUGAUCUUCGUGGUGGGACCCCGCCACGGGCAGACGAACAUCCUGGUGUACAUCACCAUCUGCUCCGUGAUCGGGGCGUUCUCGGUGUCCUGCGUGAAGGGCCUGGGCAUCGCCAUCAAGGAGCUGGUGGCGGGCAGGCCCGUGCUGCGGCACCCGCUGGCCUGGGCCCUGCUGCUCAGCCUCAUCGUGUGCGUGAGCACGCAGAUCAACUACCUGAACCGGGCGCUGGACAUCUUCAACACGUCCCUCGUGACGCCCAUCUACUACGUCUUCUUCACCACGUCGGUCCUGACGUGCUCGGCCAUCCUGUUCAAGGAGUGGCAGGACAUGCCCGCGGACGACAUCAUCGGCACGCUCAGCGGCUUCUGCACCAUCAUCGUGGGCAUCUUCCUGCUGCACGCCUUCAAGGACGUCAGCUUCAGCCUGGCCAGUCUGCCUGUGUCUUUUCGAAGAGACGAGAAAGCCGUGAACGGCGGGCUCGGGACUAUGUACGAGGUCCUGAACAACGCCGAGGAGGGUGUGACCUGCGGGCUGGAACAGCACUCGGGGGACAACGUGUCCCGGAGAAACGGCAGCCUGACAGCUUUCUGACAGCAAUGUGAUUGGAAGGUCCACCCGUCACUGUUAUAAAAUGAACUGGAGUAUCAGGACGUGUCUGGGAAAGGGUUCUCCUCAAAUAAUGUUCUCUAGAGACAAUCUUUUUUAAGGUUUCACUAAUUUGGACCAAGGAAUUACUUUUCUUAUAUUUAAAUGAUGGGUAGCUCACUAAAAUGACCUCAGUCCCCGGCUGAUUCUUGUAAACGUUGUGUUAUUGUAGCAGUAUUUAAAAUCUUUUUUUCACCCAACUCUGAAUGCACUAAUGACAGUUUCGAGUCUAUGAAAACGCUUCUUCAGUGGUGAUGAGAGUCUGCAGCGUACACUUGUGGCCUCCAUUCGCACCCCUACUUUAAGGCUUUUUGAUUGAAAAAAAAAGAACAAAUUAUUUCCAUGUAUUCUGUGAUUUAGCUUACCUACAAACAUGACUCCCGUCUGAUGAAUUAUUUUCACAUGUGAGAGGAAAGACUAAGUAGGGCGGCUCGUUGACAAAAGAGGGCGGGAAACCACCGCACAGAAUGCUUCUGGGGUGACUGGGCCGCGCAUGUCGCACGCCCUUCCCGGGUGGCCUUACUCCAGCGCAUCCUGUGGCUGGUGGGCUGGUUGGACCUUCAGUGACUCACCCCUGGAGCCCCGAACCUCGGUUCCCAUUUUUACAGCAGGUCUCGUACUGGGCAAUGUAUUUUCAUAACGAGUUACGCUGUCAUUUAGGUCUUCUAACAACUCUGGGAAAAGAAGGUAAUUUUAAAAAUUUAGCUUAUGUUACAAAUAAAGAGACAUGGAAACAAA